GGUAAACAACAACGGAGAAGAGAGCAGCGGAUCAUUGAGGCCGACGUCGAUUUCCGCCAUUAUCACAAGGAGAAGAUGAAAAGGAAGCCAUGAUUCCGCCAUUAAAGCGCUCACGCCCUUCCCCACGAGAAAGCGGCCGAGCAAGGCUGUCUUCUCUACCAGCAACUUUCACGUACAUCGACACUUCCGUCGCCUUCUUUAUUACCCGAUUCCUGCCUCAAAGAAGGCAGAGCAACCGUAGAAACUAGCUCAGCCCGUGAGGCCGAUGGGGUGGCGGCGCUUUAUGACUGCGGCGGUGAUGGUGGUGUGCUUGAGGGCUGCGACGGCGAUUCUGGACCCGGUGGACUUCUUAGCCUUGCAGGCUGUUCGAAAGGGGCUGGAGGACAUGCCUGGAUCCGAUUUCUUCUCGUCCUGGGACUUCACCGAUGACCCCUGCGCCUUCACCGGAGUGUUCUGCGCCGGGGAGCGCGUGGUGACGCUCGCCCUUGGCGAUCCACGCGCGGGGGCGCCGGGGCUAGUGGGACGACUCGACCCCGCGCUCGGUCGCCUUGAUGCCCUCGCCGAGCUCUCCCUCGUUCCAGGCCGCGUCUCUGGUCCCAUUCCUGAUGCUCUGUCCGAUUGCUCUGACCUCCGCUUUGUUGCUCUGAGUAAGAAUUUGUUCUCCGGCGCCGUCCCACCCGGCCUCGGAGGCCUCCCCCGCCUCCGCACACUCGAUCUCAGCUAUAACUUGCUUUCCAGUUCCGUCCCGGCGUCCCUCGCCUCCGCGCCGGCGCUGUCCAACCUCAUCCUCUGCCACAACCAGCUCUCCGGCUCCCUCCCGCCCUUCCCGGCCUCUUCCUCGCUCCUUCGCCUCGACCUCAAGCACAACCAGCUCUCCGGUCCCCUUCCGCCGCUGCCGCCCCGGCUACAGUACCUCGCCCUCGGUUCUAACUCGCUCACCGGCCGCGUGGACUCAGUUCUCCCUUCCCUCGCCCAGCUCAAUUUCCUCGACCUCAGCUCGAAUUUGCUCGAGGGCCCAAUCCCCGGAGCCGUGUUCACGCUCCAACUCGCCGCUCUCCAACUGCAGCGCAACGCCUUCUCCGGACCGGUGACGCCGCCGCAAGACGACGUGGUCAUCCCUGUGGUGGACCUGAGCUACAACCGGCUGUGGGGGGCCGUCCCGCCGCAGCUGGCCGCGGUGGGCCGCCUCUACCUCAACAACAACCGGUUCACCGGCGAAGUCCCGAGCCGCUUGGUGCAGGGGCUCAGCAACGGCAUGCAGUUGCUCUACCUGCAGCACAACUUCUUGACAGGGAUCGAGAUUGGUCCGGCAGCCGUCGCCCUCCCCGCCGGCGCAUCGCUCUGCCUGCAGUACAACUGCAUGGUGCCACCCUUCGACACGCCAUGCCCGCUCAAGGCCGGCUCGCAGAGGAUGCGCCCCCUCGACCAAUGCCCCGAGUGGCGAGACUAAGAAUCCACCAUUUCCAUCGAAAUCGAAGGUAAUGACCGAAAAAAGGAGAAAAAAAUCAUCAUUAUAUACAUCGUUGAGAUGAUUCUUUGAUUGGUUUUGGUUUAUCGAAAGCUAAAAAUUCACUUGUGAAUAUAAAUAUAUUGUGGUGGCUUCUCCUGCUAUAUUAAACUUUCAUGUUCAGUUAAAGCGCAGGAUUCCUUGGCAAUGUCAAUAUAAAUGUAUUGUUUUCUUAUAUUUAUAUAUUUCAUAAUGUAUGAAAUUAAAA
This is a messenger RNA of Zingiber officinale, 1715 nucleotides long. Its product is annotated as LRR receptor-like serine/threonine-protein kinase SIK1. The transcript is spliced from 2 exons. NCBI's taxonomy places the organism in Eukaryota, Viridiplantae, Streptophyta, Magnoliopsida, Zingiberales, Zingiberaceae. The record is from RefSeq and is a predicted model, not a curated record. Gene Ontology annotation, molecular function: protein binding. Bases 266 to 1450 code for a protein of 394 amino acids.